AUGGCAUCGAGCAAUUCCUCCAGCAGUGUCCCACCUUCAGGUGAUGGAGGCCAGGAGAAGCAGAAAAUGCUGCUUUCUUCGGAUCAUGGUCAUUUUAGCAUGGUGAAGGCCAUGCAUCUUGCUGAUCUGAUUACUGAAAUGAAUGGUUUCUGCGGAGGCAAGCUCAUAUUUCCCAACCGUUUUUCCAAUUCGCGACUAAUAUGUUGA
This is a messenger RNA of Penicillium crustosum, 207 nucleotides long. RefSeq lists its product as uncharacterized. The transcript is spliced from 4 exons. The coding region runs from base 1 to 207 and encodes 68 amino acids. The record is from RefSeq and is a predicted model, not a curated record. NCBI's taxonomy places the organism in Eukaryota, Fungi, Ascomycota, Eurotiomycetes, Eurotiales, Aspergillaceae.